UGCCAUGCUGUCCACUCUCUCACCUUCCCACCCUUUCCUCGGGAACCCCUUCUCCUCCUUUGACGGCGGCCCAGCGCCGUGGGAGUUCCCGGACCUUAUCUCUGUCUUCGAUCCCAUCGACCCCGUCACUAAUUCAAGUUCCGGCUCAGACGAACCGGAUCAAACCCAUGCCAAGAGAAAAUCCCCCUCCUCUGAUGAUCAACAGGACCCUCCAGAUUCCGUCACGGAGGACCGAAAGCGGAGACGGAUGAUAUCGAACCGGGAGUCGGCAAGACGUUCGCGCAUGCGUAAACAGAGGCAUCUAGAGAACUUACGGAACCAGCUGAACCGGUUUAGGGUGGAAAACCGGGACCUGAACAACCGGAUGCAGUUCUUGCUUCACCUCACGAACCGCGUACGAACCGAAAACGAAUGGCUCCGGUCCGAGCGAAUCAUGCUCCGGCAAAAACUGUCGACCCUAACUCAGUACUUGAUGUUCCAACGACUGCAACCCGUCUCAUCAUCUGCAUGGCCAUGCAAUACCAGCGUCACGGACAGAAUAAACUUUGACCGUAUAUUAUGAGUAACCAAGUAAAUAAAGCCAUAAUUAAUCGGCCUCGAUUAAUUGCACGCCAGCAACUGAAUUGCUCCUGGUGAAACCAAAAUUGCUAAAGAAUUAGAUGGUGUGGGUCUUUUAAUUUUCCCCUUGGGAAAAGAGUUGUGGUUUUGGAAAAUAUUGGGUGUUUUCAAAACCCGUUAUAAAUAUAUAUAUUAUUAUUAUUUUGUAAAGUAGUAGUACUGUAGAGCUAGCCUCCAGCGGGUGCUUUAAUUAUUCAAGUAUAUAUAUAACUUCGUUACUGUUAUUGUUCUC
Messenger RNA from Neltuma alba, 850 nucleotides. RefSeq names its product basic leucine zipper 4-like. Gene Ontology annotation, biological process: positive regulation of DNA-templated transcription. NCBI's taxonomy places the organism in Eukaryota, Viridiplantae, Streptophyta, Magnoliopsida, Fabales, Fabaceae. The record is from RefSeq and is a predicted model, not a curated record. The transcript has a single exon. Gene Ontology annotation, molecular function: DNA-binding transcription factor activity; transcription cis-regulatory region binding. Gene Ontology annotation, cellular component: nucleus. Bases 5 to 562 code for a protein of 185 amino acids.